CCCCACUUUAUCAACACUCCUCAAAUUAUUGGCUUCACAUGGCUUCCGUUCUAGAGUCAGUGAAUCAGUGAAUUGGGCUUUUAUAAUGUAGAUGUGUGAAGGGCUCAGCCUUUCAGCUGGAGGUACUGCGAUUCAAUUAAGUAGGUCUUGCUAACCUCUUAUCAUCUCCUCGUCAUAUUUGUUUAUUUAAAUAAGUAAAUUAAUUUAAACUUUUCUAUUUCAGGAUGGUUGUUUUAACUUUCAUACUCUUUAUCCUUAUUAUGCAUGGCAUCACAUUAAGUGCUGCAUUUUCAGAUGUUCAUUGUACAUAUUUGAACAUUAAUUUUGUCACAAAUACGUGUUACUCGUGUGAUGUUAUCAACAAUCUUAAUGUCCGUACACCAAACGAGAAAAUAAAUUCAAUUCAUGGAGUUCAUUUGCCAAGCAAAUAUUUAAAUAACGUUACAGGAUUAUCGAUAAUCAAUAGGAAUACCGAUUAUUUGCCAGUCAAUUUGGGUGAAAAAUUCACAGCCUUACACACAUUAAGAGUUAAAGACGGAAAAUUAAAGAAAAUCGACCAGAUUGAUCUCAAAUCAAUGCCGAAGCUUCGUUAUGCUGACUUUGAUUCAAAUGAAUUAAAAAUUAUUGAGAAGGAUUUGUUUAAGUUUAAUCUUCAACUUGAAUAUGUUUCAUUUGAUGGGAAUCGAAUUACAAGUGUUGGUGAAAAUGUAUUUGAAAAUUUAGCACAGUUAAAGUUUUUGGAUAUGAUGAAUACAUUUUGCAUUAAAGUUAAGGCAACAGACAGGAGAAAAGUUAAAGGUGCUAUUAUCGAAAUUAACAAUAAUUGUUCAAAUUUUACGGACGAAGUUCAAUAUUACAAAUGGAAAAUUAACCAGUUUAAAGGAAAGAAUUCAAAUUUGAAUACUAAAUUCAAUUAUAUUGAAGCCAAAAUUACCAUAAAUGAUGAAAAUGUAAAGCAAGUUGAUAAUAUGAUGAAAGAGAUGAAAGACCAAGAAGCCAAAAAUGAACAAAAGUUUAAAAAUAAGGUUAAAGACUUAACAAGAACGCAAACUCAAUUGAAAUUUGAUAUUUCAACCCUUGAACAAAUAAUUACUGCGAAAUCAUCGGAAAAUCGUCAAAUUCAAGAGAAUUUUAAUAAAAUGCAACAAAAUAUCACUGAAAUCCAGCAAAACAUCAAACAUGAAACUGAAAAAAUCAAGCAAGAUGAACAAAAAACAAAGAAUUUGAAACAAGAAAUUAGACAAAUGACGAUUGAUUUUUAUAAUUAUAAACUAAGUAAAGCUCUAUUGGAUGAAGAAAAUGAAAAGUUAAAAAUGGAAUAUAAAGCACUAGAAUUGGAUAUAACUUCUAAAGAUUCGUCACCAACAACUGAAUUUUUGACAUGUUUUGUGCUAAUAUUAGCACUCAUCUUAUCAGUACUUGAUAGCUUCACAACAUUGAAUUUUUUUCGAAGAUUUUCUUUACUAAGAAUAAGGAGAUUAAUCAAUGAAAUGGACAGUAAUUCUGAAACUCCACAGGAUGUGAAUCAUACGAGCUUGUAGUAAAUUGUAUUUGUCAUUUUUAAUGAUUAAUAAAAAAAUUAUUUCUUAAUUAAUAUAAUUGACAGCAUCUUUGGUUAUGAGUGGUCCGUUCUCAAACUGUAGAAAGUUAAAGCUAAGGUAAUGAUUGAUAAGAUGGAAUCAAGGGUGUGAAACUGAUGAAUUAUAUUUUGAUCAUUUCAUCAGUUCCGCACCAUUGUAUUGAACUGACUUACUUCGAUAACUUUACAGAUCAAUUGUGAUCCAUGGC
Molecule: messenger RNA, 1788 nt
Organism: Chironomus riparius
Lineage: Eukaryota; Metazoa; Arthropoda; Insecta; Diptera; Chironomidae
Source: the annotation of a GenBank genome assembly